Messenger RNA from Lathyrus sativus (Indian pea), 798 nucleotides. Lineage: Eukaryota; Viridiplantae; Streptophyta; Magnoliopsida; Fabales; Fabaceae. The record is from the annotation of a GenBank genome assembly.
AUGAUGAGACAUUGGUAUCCAAGAGCAGUCGCUCAUGGCGUGGUAGCGAGUGGACAGUUGUGGCAGCCGUGUGGUUUAUUGAGGAUGACGACUAACUGUAUCAGCAGCAACCGUGAUGAAUUAGACGCCAUUUUCAAACAGAAGCGAACUCUUCGUACUCAGCUCAGAAAAACCCUCAAGGCCAUCGACCCCUCCCUCAGAUCUCAACAAGAUUACGCUAUUCAGGACAUAGUUUUGGGAGCUCCGUGGUUCAAAUCAAGUCUUAGGUUAUGCGCAUACAUAAGUUGCAGUGCUUUACGGGAAGUCGAUACUUUCAAACUAUUGUCACACAUUUUGCAACCUCAGUUUAAUGGUGGUAAAAAACUAUAUGUACCGCGGGUGGAGGAUAAAAACAGUCACAUGCGUAUGCUUAACAUAUCGCGUAUUGAUGACCUUGUUGCAAACUCAAUGGACAUCUUAGAACCAGCUCCAGUUGAUGCUGAUGGAAAUGCACGUGAAGACGUUUUGCAGGCGAAUGACCCAGUUGAUAUUUUGUUCUUACCUGGAUUGGCAUUUGAUAGAUCUGGUAGACGUUUAGGCCGUGGUGGAGGUUAUUAUGAUACCUUCCUGAAAAAUUACAAGGACGUUGCAGAAGCACGCAAUUGGAAGCAGCCCUUGCUUGUUGCACUUUCAUAUUCACAACAAAUACUAGAUGAUGGAGUAAUACCAGUUACUUCAACUGAUAUUCCAGUUGACGCCCUUGUAUCUCCAGAAGGUGUAAUUCCCAUCAGUUCCACUGCCUUCAACAUGUAUCAUUGA